AUGUUAAAUAGGCAAGCAUCGCUGCCCGCCUGGCUGCCCUAUCGGCGCGCCGUGAGCGCCGCCUUGCGGCACGGCCCGGACUUGUCAGCCGCAGCCGCCCUGAGCAGUGUCCGUCAGCUCAGGACGCUGCAGGCUACCUUUCGCUGCUGGGCCCCGCAGCACCAGGAGGGGCUUGCCGUGGCCCUGUGGCUAGCGAGGGACGUCAGUGUCUGCAGAGGCUCCCAGGCCCUUGGCCUCUGCCAGCAGCGGAGCUCUCUUUGGACAGCAGCUGACAACUCUCUGCAGCCAGGAGGGCACCUGCCCAAGCCCAUCCAGGACCUGCUGGCUCUGCUGAACCAGGUGGGGCCAUCCACGGAGGGGAUCUUCCGUCUGGCGGCCAGUGAGAGCGCAUCCAGGCAGCUGCGGGAGGCCCUGGACAGCGGCAGGAGGUGCCUCUGGAGAGCCAGCCCCACAUCUGCUGGCCGCCCUCUCGAAGGACUGCUGCGCAAGAUCCUCUCCAAGCUCCUCAGCCUGGACCUCUACCAGCAGUGGAUGAGUGCCUUGAGGAAGCCCAGCAGGCAGGAGAAGGUGGAGGGGCUGAAAGAGGUGGCCAGCGAGUUGCCACAGCCAAGCCUCCUGCUGCUCAAGAGCUUGCUGGCCUCCUCCUCAGCCUGCCAGAGGAGCACAGCCUUCCCCUGGAGGUGCUGGUGGAGGCAACAGGGAAGGUGACCCAGCUGGUGGAAAUCCUCAUGGACCUGCGCCGGGAAGUGUUUGAGGAAGAGCAAGGAGCCCAGGUGACACAGGGAAGCAUGGAGAGGUUCAGAAGUCAGUUCUGCCACAAGCUGUGUGGGACAGACCAGGGAACAUCAGCUCUCAAGAACUUGGAAAAGAAGCUGCUCUCCCUUUGUAUCAAUCUCUUUGAGCUCAAAUAAACG
Pogoniulus pusillus (Red-fronted tinkerbird) is the source of this 914-nucleotide messenger RNA. RefSeq names its product rho GTPase-activating protein 20-like. The coding region runs from base 1 to 708 and encodes 235 amino acids. Gene Ontology annotation, molecular function: GTPase activator activity. The record is from RefSeq and is a predicted model, not a curated record. Lineage: Eukaryota; Metazoa; Chordata; Aves; Piciformes; Lybiidae. The transcript has 8 exons. Gene Ontology annotation, biological process: signal transduction.